This is a messenger RNA of Echinops telfairi (small Madagascar hedgehog), 2468 nucleotides long. It is a transcript of the gene NAALADL2, whose product is annotated as N-acetylated alpha-linked acidic dipeptidase like 2. The record is from RefSeq and is a predicted model, not a curated record. The transcript has 14 exons. The coding region runs from base 1 to 2355 and encodes 784 amino acids. NCBI's taxonomy places the organism in Eukaryota, Metazoa, Chordata, Mammalia, Afrosoricida, Tenrecidae.
AUGUCCACGAGUAAAAAGAUGGCCUAUCAGAGAGUUAAUGCAGAACAAAGAGCUCCAGGACAGUCGCCAUACUUAGACAAUGACGACCUUCAAGCCACUGCCCUUGAUCUAGAGUGGGACAUGGAGAAGGAACUGGAGGAGCCUGGUUUUGAUCAGUUCCAGCUGGAGGGUUCUGGGAAUCAGAACCAGGGACAGUCAGAGACUGAGGACCUUAAUCUUGGUUCCAUUCAACCAGCAACUUCACCCAAAGGCAGGUUCCAGAGGCUUCAGGAAGACCCUGACUAUGUUACCAGCUAUACGCGAUCGGCACCAAAGAGCAACCACUGCAAUUUUUGCCGUCUUUUGAAAAUAUUUGGCACCGCCACCGUUGUAUUUAUUUUUGGACUUUUGAUAGGUUAUUAUGCACAUAAAAAUUGCCCUCCAAGUGCUGCAUCUUCAGGAACAGAGGACCGUCAGUUGUACCAGGAGAUUCUCAAGGCAAUUCAAGCAGAAGAUAUUAAAAAGUCAUUCAGAAAUUUGGACCAGCUGUAUCAAAGUGAAGAUGACACAGAAAUAUCAAAGAAGAUUAAGACUCAGUGGACGUCUCUGGGCCUAGAAGACGUCCAGUUGGUGAAUUACUCCGUGCUGCUUGAUCUCCCAGGCUCUUCUCCCAGCACCCUGACUCUGAUGAGCAGCCGCCAAUGCUUUUAUCCCAAUGCCCAGCCGUGUGGCAAAGAGGCUGGAAAAGACAGCGGCCAAGAACUGCUCUAUUCAUACGCAGCCUAUUCUGCCAAAGGAACUCUCGAGGCUGAAGUCAUCGAUGUGAGCUACGGAACUGCAGAUGACUUAAGCAUGAUUAGAAAAAUGAAAAAUGCAACAAAUCAGAUCGCACUCCUGAAACUGGGAAAACUGCCCCUGCUCUACAAGCUCUCCUUACUGGAAAAGGCUGGAUUCGGAGGCGUUCUGCUCUAUAUCGAUCCUUGCGAUGUGCCCAGGGCCACACAUCUCGGUUCAGACGCCUUCCUGGUGUCACUGAAUCCAGGGGGAGACCCUUCCACGCCUGGCUACCCAAGUGUGGAUGGAAGUUUCAGACACAGCCGAUCAAACCUUACCUCUCUGCUUGUGCAGCCCAUCUCUGCCUCUCUUGUUGAAAAACUGAUCUCCUCUCCAACGCAGAGAACCCAAGACGUAGUCUGCACCCCUCUCAUUCUUCCCAGCAAUGAAAUAAGAAUUGUUAACAUGCAAGUGCAGACAGUCACAGAAUUCAAAACAAUUACAAACGUUGUUGGAUAUUUAAAGGGCUCAACAUCUCCAGAUCGGUAUAUCUUCGUUGGCAGCCACCAUCACACCCCACACAGUUAUAGUGGGCAAGCAUGGGCCAGUAGCACUGCUAUGAUCACAGCUUUUCUCCAAGCCUUGAUGUUAAGUGUUAAGAAAGGAUGGAGACCUGACCGCACUAUUGUUUUCUGUUCAUGGGGAGGAACCACUUUUGGCAACAUUGGCUCCUAUGAAUGGGGAGAGGAUUUGAAGAAGGUUCUGCAGAAAAAUGCUGUGGCGUAUGUUAGCCUCCAUGACCCCAUACGGGGCAACUCCAGCCUCCACCCUGUGGCCUCCCCUUCUCUUCAACAACUCAUAGCUGAGAAAAAGCAUUUCAACUGCACCGGACGAGCUCAGUGCCGCAAUACCAAUGUCAGCUCUGUGCAAAUACAAGGGGAUGCUGAUUAUUUCAUCAACCACCUUGGAGUUCCAGCCCUGCAGUUCGUGUAUGAGGACAUCAACGCAUUAGAGGGUCCAAGCUUUCUCUAUGAGGCCCUUUUUCCUCAAAACAAAAUGAAAAUGGAAGAAAUGGAUCCUUUAUUCAGCCUUCAUGAAACCAUUACUAAGCUCUCUGGAGAAGUGAUUUUGCAAAUUGCCAAUGAACCAGUUCUGCCUUUUAAUGCUCUUGACAUAGCUUUGGAAGUUCAAAACAACCUUAAAGGUAAUCAACUCAACCCUCAUCAACUUCUGGCCUUGGCUUCACGCCUGCGGGAAAGCGUGGAGCUCUUUCAGUCAGAUGAGAUGCGUCCUGCUAAUGAUCCAAAGGAGAGAGCCCCCAGCCGCAUCCGAAUGCUGAAUGACAUUCUCCAAGACAUGGAGAAGAACUUCCUGGUGAGGCAGGUGCCACCAGGCUUUUACAGAAAUAUCUUGUACCACCUAGAUGAGAAGGCCAGCCAGUUUUCCAUACUCCGAGAGGCAUGGGAGCAAAACAAAUCACUUCCAUCAAAUGAGACCCUUCAAGAAGCCCUGUCCGAGGUGUUGAAUAGCAUUAAUUCAGCUCAGGCCUACUUCAAAGCAGGACUUGAUGUGUUUGAGGGUGUCUUGGUUGGAAAGAACUGAGCAAACUCUCAGCAUUUUAAAAAGUUUGUUUACAAUAUCACCAGCAAAAGCUCUAAUAUGACCAGCAUUUCUGAUAUGGAAGACUUUUCCCUCAUCCUCAGUGGCCUUUUUUG